Molecule: messenger RNA, 1701 nt
Organism: Colossoma macropomum (tambaqui)
Lineage: Eukaryota; Metazoa; Chordata; Actinopteri; Characiformes; Serrasalmidae
Gene: tmtops3a
Product: teleost multiple tissue opsin 3a
Exons: 4
Coding region: 1-1140 (379 amino acids)
Biological process (GO): G protein-coupled receptor signaling pathway; visual perception
Cellular component (GO): photoreceptor outer segment; membrane
Molecular function (GO): G protein-coupled receptor activity
Source: RefSeq, a predicted model, not a curated record
AUGGUCGCCCACACUUGGAGCGUGAACAGCAGCAACUCGGCGUUCCCUCCCGGCGCUAACGGCAGUGUUGGAGACCCCCUGGCGCCCCCCGGCUCCUCCGGCCUGAGCAGGACGGGUCACACGGUGGUGGCCGUCUGCCUCGGCUUCAUCCUCUUCUUCGGAUGCUUCAAUAACCUGCUGGUUCUCCUCGUGUUCGCCCGGUUCCGCUCGCUGUGGACGCCAAUUAACGUGGUCCUGCUGAACAUCAGCGCCAGCGACAUGCUGGUUUGUGUGUUCGGGACACCCUUCAGCUUCGCCUCCAGCCUGUACGGGAGGUGGCUUCUGGGACAGCACGGCUGCGAGUGGUACGGCUUCGCCAACUCCCUGUUCGGGAUUGUAUCUCUAGUCUCGCUGUCUGUCCUGUCAUAUGAACGCUAUGUGGCCGUGCUGCGGGCCACCAAGCCAGACACGUCGGAUUUCCGCAAAGCCUGGCGCUGUGUGGCAGGUACCUGGCUCUACUCGCUGGCAUGGACAUUGCCUCCGUUCCUGGGCUGGAGCAGCUAUGGGCCUGAAGGUCCAGGGACCACCUGCUCCGUGCAGUGGCACCAGCGCUCCACCAGCAGCAUCUCUUACGUGGUGUGCUUGUUCAUCUUCUGCCUCGUCCUGCCACUGUUGCUCAUGGUCUACUGCUAUGGCAAGAUCCUGCUCAUCAUCAAGGGGAUGACUAAGAUCAAUCUGUUGUCCGCACAAAGACGGGAAAACCACAUUCUACUGAUGGUACUCACUAUGGUGUCCUGCUACCUGCUGUGCUGGAUGCCCUAUGGGGUGGUGUCGCUGAUGGCCACCUUUGGCAGGCAGGGACUGAUCACACCUGUAGCCAGUGUGGUGCCCUCGGUGCUGGCCAAGAGCAGCACUGUGAUCAACCCUGUCAUAUACGUGCUCUUCAACAACCAGUUCUACAGGUGCUUUAUAGCUUUUGUAAAAUUUGGAGUAGAGCCAUCGAUCCACACCCAGCACAACAGCAGGGAGGAAGCACCAGCAUCCAGCCUGUGUAGGCCCUGCACAGGGUCUCCAUGGCCCCUCAGCCUCAGGAGCCACAGUAAGCAGUCUUCAGAGAGAGAGCAGCGCACUCUGUCCCUUGUGGUUCAUUACACACCCUGACGAACAUAAUGACAUUGUAUGUGACGUAGUUUGGUAUUCUUUAUAUACCCUGCUACCUCUGUAGCCAAACAGUGGGACACUGAUUUUCACAGUGAAAACAUUGAAGAGGAGAAUCUCUCGCAAACCAGAGGCAGAAAGGUGUAAUUGGAAUGAGGUAUGUUGGGUUUCGUGCUUGUGUUGCAAGCUGAACUUGUAGGAUAACGGAUGAAGCACAUUACCUCUUAAACCUUAUCCCUGUGGUGGUCUCUGUUUUGCAGUUCAAAAACAAAUGCAGUGCUGUGAUUGAUGGAGAGCAUUAGCCAUGCUAGUAGUAGCAUGGUGUGCUUAAAGAUGAGUCACAAAGGUUAGGUUAAAAAUGGCAUCCACCCACGCAAAACAGUGCAAAAUGCAGCAACAUCAUUAUCUAAAACCUCUUAACAAGCUUCCAGACAGUUGGAUGGGUCGAUGAAGCUUGACCCCAGUAGCAAAACUUAAUGGCUUAUUAGCGGAGAUAACUCUGCUAGUUUCUCACUAAAAUGUAUUGCCUUUAUGUGUCUUUUCUCUAUGGUCUUCACUAUUAAU